This is a messenger RNA of Passer domesticus (house sparrow), 914 nucleotides long. It is a transcript of the gene HEBP2, whose product is annotated as heme binding protein 2. Gene Ontology annotation, molecular function: heme binding. Lineage: Eukaryota; Metazoa; Chordata; Aves; Passeriformes; Passeridae. The transcript is spliced from 5 exons. Gene Ontology annotation, cellular component: cytoplasm. The coding region runs from base 267 to 818 and encodes 183 amino acids. The record is from RefSeq and is a predicted model, not a curated record.
GCAGCACAAGGCUCCAGCCUUCUGGUUUUCAUAACAGCAGCCCCCUCCAGUAGGGCUGAGGCAUGGGAGGAGCUUGCCCAAACUCAAAUAAACACUGACAUGCAGCAUCUUAUGAGGAUGUGCAGCCUCCACAGGACACACUGCAACAGCUGGAAGGACAAGGACUGAAACUGCCUUCCACCAGUUCAGCAACACCUGAAAAGCCCUGGUGCCAUGUUAAUGUAAGAGAUGGCAAUGAACUGUGUCUGCCUUCCAGCUCCGGCAAGAUGAUCAAGUCCUUCAAGCAAACAUUUCUGUCCCUGGACCUGCAGUCCCCUCGCUGGAGCUCAGCAGAGGCAAUGGCAAAGGACUACGAACUGCGCCAGUACGAGACAGCCAAGUGGGUGAGCACAGUCAUCAGGGGGGAAACCCAGAAGGAAGCAAUGCGCCAGGGCUUCUGGAAACUCUUCCACUACAUCCAGGGAAAGAAUGAAAAAGAAAUGAAGAUUGAUAUGACUGUGCCAGUGACCUGCCUGGUGAAAUCAGGCUGCACAGACUUCAAGAUCUCUUUCUUUGUGCCAUUUGAACAUCAGGACUGUCCCCCCCAGCCCACUGACUCUGAUGUGUUCAUUGAGGAGCGGAAGGCAGCAGCUCUCUUUGUUCGGUCCUUUGGCGGAUUUGCCUCCCCAGAGAAGUAUGCUGAGGAAGCUGAUGCCUUGGCCAGAACCUUAAGAAACAGAGGCCAACCAUUCCACGAAGACUUCUUCUACACUGCAGGCUAUGACAGUCCCUUCAAGCUCUUCAACAGGCAUAACGAAGUGUGGUAUUUUAAAAAGUAACACCAUGGGGUAAUAUUAAGAGGCUACUAAUCAGCUCUGGAUGAAAACAGACCUUAUUAUUGGCUUUUUAGUGCAGAAGAGAUUUAAUUCACAUGU